Messenger RNA from Rhagoletis pomonella (apple maggot), 512 nucleotides. RefSeq lists its product as uncharacterized. Lineage: Eukaryota; Metazoa; Arthropoda; Insecta; Diptera; Tephritidae. The coding region runs from base 99 to 512 and encodes 137 amino acids. The transcript has 4 exons. The record is from RefSeq and is a predicted model, not a curated record.
ACGGACGUGUUGCGCGACAAUAUUUUCAGUAUUGCGCAAAAUUUUUAGUGGACGAUCGUGUUGUGUGAUAUAAUAUAAUUUAUACUUGAAAAGCAAAGAUGUCACAACAUCAACUAUUUUCACCAACAUCACCGUACAAGGUAACAACACCAAUGCAAGAAUAUAAUGACGAAAAUUUUCUUCUUACUCCUUUUCGGAAUCGGUCGCAAUAUAAUUCCGGCAUUAGCGGAGCACCGAACCCAACAGCAGCAAAUUUAUUAACAGAAGUUGCUACUUUGAAACGAAAGAUGGAUGAAGAAGGGGAAAAGAGUGAGGCGAGACAUAAGGAACUGAUGGCACAAAACUUAAUUUUUUACCAACAAGCGAUGAAACAAGACCUGUUGAUAAAGAGAAUUGCAGCACAGUGUUUUCCGGAUUCAGUUGACUUUAAAAUUAUUCCGUUCGGAUCGAUUGAGGAAAUAAAGAAUGUGGAAGCAAAUCUAGAGAAUUAUCCUAAAGGAGAGAUGGAUUAA